Amaranthus tricolor (Joseph's coat) is the source of this 1223-nucleotide messenger RNA. RefSeq names its product peroxidase 5-like. The transcript is spliced from 4 exons. Gene Ontology annotation, cellular component: plasmodesma; plant-type cell wall. NCBI's taxonomy places the organism in Eukaryota, Viridiplantae, Streptophyta, Magnoliopsida, Caryophyllales, Amaranthaceae. Gene Ontology annotation, molecular function: peroxidase activity; heme binding. Gene Ontology annotation, biological process: hydrogen peroxide catabolic process; response to oxidative stress. Bases 58 to 1071 code for a protein of 337 amino acids. The record is from RefSeq and is a predicted model, not a curated record.
ACACCAAAAAAAGUAAACAGAUAUUGUAAGAAGUAAGUAAGAAGCAAAUUAAAGAAAAUGAGCCAAAUUAGGAAAUGUCCUGAAAUUUCUAAAAAUAGUAUAUAUUAUUCAGUUAUGUUGUUUUUAAGCCUUAGUAUUAGUAUUAGUGUCUCAAAAGCUGAACUUCAACGUGGGUAUUAUAUGCAGUCAUGCCCCAUGGCUGAAUUUAUAAUCAAAGAUGAGGUUCAACGAGCAUAUUAUAGCAAUAGGGGAUAUGCUGCUGGCCUUGUAAGGUUGCACUUUCAUGAUUGUUUUGUCCGAGGAUGUGAUGCGUCAGUGCUGCUAGAAUCAACUCCAGGAAACAAAGCUGAGAAAGAUGACCCGGCUAAUAAUCCGAGCCUACGAGGAUUUGAGGUCAUUGAUAAUGCAAAGGCUCGACUUGAAGAUAUAUGCCCCGGAGUUGUGUCAUGUGCUGAUAUAAUAGCUUACGCUGCUAGAGACAGUGUGGAACUGAGUGGAGGAUAUGGUUAUGAUGUUCCUGGUGGAAGAAGAGAUGGAAGGAUAUCCCUAGCUUCAGACAUAAUCAAGAACUUGCCUCCAGCAUUUGGUGAUGCCCAACUCAUGACUAAAAUAUUUGCUGCCAAAAAAUUGACACAAGAUCAAAUGGUUAUCCUAUCAGGGGCUCAUACAAUAGGCCGCGCACACUGUAAUUCAUUCAGUAACAGCCGGCUAUACAAUUUCAGCAUAUCAACAGCACAAGACCCCAGUAUGAACUCUGUGUAUGCAGCUCAAUUGAAGCAGCAAUGUCCAUCAGGAAAUGAUGGGGCUAACAUUAUUGUUCCGAUGGAUCCAGUUAGCCCAUUUGUUUCUGAUACUGCAUACUACAAUAACAUACUUAAUAACCGCGGUUUGUUUACAUCUGAUCAAUCACUGUUAUCAGACCCGAGUACUGCAAAACUUGUUUACCAGUAUGCAAGAAAUCCAUCGCUUUGGGGAAGAAAGUUUGCUGAUGCUAUGGUCGCCAUGGGUCAGAUUGAGGUUCUAACCGGGAAUCAAGGGGAAAUCCGUGCAAAUUGUAGGGUAGUUAAUUAAAUGGAGUGACUAUGGAUCCGUUUUGUGCUAUGAUAUUAAUCAAGCUCUUGUAUUGUUUUCUGAAAUCAAUCCUAUUCCCUCCAUCUUUUAUUUUAGUACUUGUGUAGAAAUACUUGUACCAUUUUGAUAUACGACUAUUAUUUAUAAAUAAA